AUGGACAGCCGUCCGAUUAGAUAUUCACGUGGGAUUAGCACGAUAGUGACGUCAUAUACAGCACUGGCAGAAGAAUUGGCGAGGAGAUUUCUGCUGGAAAGAGAGAAGAAGGAGCUUCUGCAGCAGCUCAGAGGGGUGGAGAAAGAGCGGGAUGCAGCUUUGGAGGAGAACGAGCAGCUGAGAGCCGAGCUACGGAGAGCUUCGGAGCUGAAUAGCGAGACGGAGAGGCUGAUAAGGGAGCUGGGGACACUCAAGAGGUGCGCUAGUGAGGCAGAGGCUAGGAAGCAUCUUGCGGUGGGGCAUCACCAGAUCGCAAAGGAGCAUUAUAAGUGGCUCAUGCAACAGCACCAGCAGGAGGUGGCCGACUUGAAGAGACAGUUGAAUAAGGCUAGGGACUGGUUGAAGCUAGGGGUGUAG
This is a messenger RNA of Klebsormidium nitens, 417 nucleotides long. The record is from the annotation of a GenBank genome assembly. Lineage: Eukaryota; Viridiplantae; Streptophyta; Klebsormidiophyceae; Klebsormidiales; Klebsormidiaceae.